Molecule: messenger RNA, 2051 nt
Organism: Branchiostoma floridae (Florida lancelet)
Lineage: Eukaryota; Metazoa; Chordata; Leptocardii; Amphioxiformes; Branchiostomatidae
Product: tyrosinase-like
Exons: 6
Coding region: 136-1776 (546 amino acids)
Biological process (GO): pigmentation; melanin biosynthetic process
Molecular function (GO): tyrosinase activity
Source: RefSeq, a predicted model, not a curated record
AAAAAUCGACUCUCCCCAGCGCUUAUGGUUCUCCGCCCCUAUUAAUUGAAAGAGUCACGAGGGAGCGCGAUUAUUACUUCUUGAGUGGGUGAUUUUCUCAGGAAAGGGUCUCAGACAAACCAGCCCCUGUUUAAGAUGUUUCGGGUUCUUUUCUUUUCGCUCUUUCUUGGUACAUGUUACGGGCAGUUCCCUCGAGCCUGUACGGACGAUUUGAGCCUCUCCACCGGCAGGUGUUGCCCCCUGUGGCCGACUGCAGACGGGACAGGGUCGUCUUGCGGGGAGGCUCUGGGCCGAGGCACCUGCCGUCAGAUUCAGCCGGACGACUCACCCCACAGCCCCAGCUACCCCUACGUGGGAGUGGACGACCGGGAACGAUGGCCGACUGUGUACUGGAACUGGACUUGUGAAUGCCGAGACAACUUUUACGGAUUCGACUGUAGUGAGUGUAAGUACGGCUAUGUGGGACCCAACUGUACCGAACGAAAGGUUUUAAUCCGUCGGAACAUCUUCGACCUAUCGUGGUGGGAGAGAAGACAAUUUCUGCGAGCGCUAGACGAAAGCAAAACCACCGUGAGCGAGCGUUGGGUCAUCCCUGUGACGCCUUACGUUGAUUUCCUUACAAAUGGAACCAAACCAGCAUUCGCCAACGUCACGACGUACAACGUCUUGGCCUGGAUGCACUACUAUGUCUCCAGGAAUGUCCUGCUUCCAGACGGGGGCGUGUUUGAAUCCGUAGACUUCGCGCACGAGGGUCCGGUCUUCUUGCCGUGGCACCGCUUGUUCUUACUGCUCUGGGAGAGGGAACUGGCCAGGUUCGUGGAUGACGAGAAUUUCGCCAUCCCAUACUGGGACUGGCGCGGCUUGGACGGCUGUGAUGACGUCUGUACGGACGACUUCCUGGGUGCCACGCCUCAGAACAUCAGCGGACUACUGAGCAAUGAGACGGUGUUCUCAGACUGGCAGGUCAUAUGUACUCGUGAUGACGAGUAUGACGCACUCCGGACGGUUUGUGACGGCAGUCCGGAAGGUCCCCUUCUCCGGAACCCCGGGACCGUUCCGGACUACUCCAGCCUUCCCACCUGGCAGGACGUACGGGACGUCUUGGAACUAGACCAGUACGAAACGCCCCCUUACGACAGGUCCGCGAACUUCAGCUUCGUGAACACACUGGAAGGAUUCGCUUCACCGGAUGGUAUUGCAAGCGUCCGGAGCUACCUGCACAACGCUGUCCACCGCUUCAUGAACGGGACCCUCAGCUCGGUCGGGUCUUCCGCGAACGAUCCGAUCUUCAUCAUCCAUCACGCGUACGUGGACAGUAUAUAUGAAGUCUGGCUGAGAAAAUUCAGACCCAACGUGAGCGCCCUGAUUGCAGAAAAUGCGCCCAUUGGUCACAACAGGGGUUCCUACAUGGUGCCGUUUAUACCCCUUCACACCCCCGAAGACUUCUUCACACUAACUACAGACUUUGGGUAUGAAUAUGACUACCUCAUUGUGAUCGAUGUCGCCUGGUGGGAAGACUUAGGCUUCCUGAAGUUCUACGGCAUGUUGGUAGGGGGCAUGAUGAUCGCCGGGAUGCUGCUGGUCGUUACCGUGGCAACCACCAGGCGCUUCUGCUGCCAGGCCCGGCAGAUCUACCGGCCCAAGAUCCGCAGGAUCGUGCGGGUCCCGGUCGGGCCCGAUCCGGCAGAGACCGAGUCUUCCGGCGGGGAGACCGAAACAACGCCGCUGAUCAACAAGCAGGAACCGCAGCCGAGAUACGCCGUGGUUUAUUUGUGAUUACACUCAAGCUUUUGUGGGGAAAUGGUCUGUAUUAGCAUGAAAGCUCAUCUGUGUUGAUAUGAUCCAUAUUGAAGUAUUUAACUGUCAGUCAAAACAAUAAAAUUCGAGGUGAGCAAUUUGUUGUGUUGACUGUUUAAAACUAUUAAGUAUAAAAAUCGUCUGUAUUUUGUUUUUAUAAGAUAUGUAUAUCUAGACAGUUUCCAAAGAAUCUUGUAAGAUAUUAAAUGGUUAGAUUAGGUCUACGUCACAUUUCCAAACCGGACCCGACCGGG